CACAAGUCUCUGUGCGCAUGCGCGAACUGGGAACAGCGAUCCAAGGAUCAGACACAAGACAAAGGCGACAAAUGGCGUCUUCCAUGGGUGGGAUGUUCUCUGGCCAACAGCCGCCCAGUGCCCACCCAGUCGGGGGCCCGGGUGGACCGGGCCAGCCUGGCUUUCCCGGUACCGCGCCCAGGCCCCAGGGAGCUACCACGCUCGUAGACGAGCUCGAGGGUGCAUUCGAGGCCUGUUUUGCAUCUCUAGUAAGUCAAGACUAUGUUAAUGGAACUGACCAGGAGGAGAUCAGAACUGGUGUUGAUCAGUGCAUACAGAAGUUCCUGGAUGUGGCUCGACAGACUGAGUGCUUCUUUUUACAGAAAAGACUUCAAUUAUCAGUGCAGAAACCUGAGCAGGUGGUGAAAGAGGAUGUGUCAGAGUUGCGUAAUGAGCUACAGAGGAAAGAAUUGCUGGUUCAGAAACAUUUAUCCAAACUGCACCACUGGCAGCAAGUUCUCGAGGAUGUGAGUGUCCAGCACCGAAGACCCACAGACCUUCCUCCUCCUGGACCUCUGGCUUUUCUGGAGCAGGCCUCUGCGAGUCUACCUCCUGCCCCUCUAAAACCAAACUAGUCUUCUGUUGUAUAAAGAUAACCCACAGUAAGAAGCCAUGAUCUAUGGGUGAUAAAAUUUGUAGAAAAGAAGUGUGGUGUGACUUUACUGUCACACUAGAGUACGUCCUGUGUCAACACAACACCCACCCACCACUGUGGGAAAAUGAACUCAGUCGUUAGAUUUUUGUUACUUUCACAGGACUUCUCAGUAAUGUAAAUAAUAUUUCUGUUUUUGACUUUUGUACUGUAAAAAUAAAAUUGUGAGAUUUUUUUUA
Messenger RNA from Cheilinus undulatus (humphead wrasse), 870 nucleotides. RefSeq names its product mediator complex subunit 28 (gene med28). The coding region runs from base 18 to 614 and encodes 198 amino acids. Lineage: Eukaryota; Metazoa; Chordata; Actinopteri; Labriformes; Labridae. The transcript has 4 exons. The record is from RefSeq and is a predicted model, not a curated record. Gene Ontology annotation, cellular component: mediator complex.